AUGGAAAAUGAGGUUGUUUCAUACUUUACUCUCAGGAUGCGUAUUGACAACUUUGCCCAGCUGUUAAAGACAUGUUUUCUUCAACAAAACAUAAGUCCAACCACAAGAAUGGUUCGUUGGAAUGCUCAGGGUGGUAAUGAUAUGAUCUUGAAUGUUGAUGGGAGUAGCAUCGGUAAUCAUGGUGUCUCGGGCUUCGGAGGACUUAUUCGGAACUCUGAUGGUGGGCGGAUCCAAGGUUUUGCUGGAAAUAUAGGAAUCUCGAACAUCCUUCAUGCGGAAUUAUUGGCAAUGUACUAUGGAUUAGUUUUGGCGUGA
Molecule: messenger RNA, 315 nt
Organism: Trifolium pratense (red clover)
Lineage: Eukaryota; Viridiplantae; Streptophyta; Magnoliopsida; Fabales; Fabaceae
Exons: 1
Coding region: 1-315 (104 amino acids)
Molecular function (GO): nucleic acid binding; RNA-DNA hybrid ribonuclease activity
Source: RefSeq, a predicted model, not a curated record